AUGCCGGUGGCAAUAUGGUCUGAAUCGGGAGCUGCCGAUCCCCCCUUCACCCCCGCCGGCUAUUUUGGCCGUUCCUCCGAGCUGGCAUUCGUUGUGGAGCCUAGCGAUGACAUAGCUGUGCAGGAGCAGCCCUUGAUCCUCUACUGCCAGGUGGAGGGCAUCCAGCCCAUCACCAUCACGUGGCGGAAGAAUGGCGCGAUGAUCGUGGACAGUGAGAAUGCCUUUAUGUUAGCCAACGGGUCACUCUACGUCUCCCGCUUCCAGAGGGUGCGGGGAGAUGGGUCCUCGGAUGAAGGCGAGUACGACUGCAUGGCGCAAAACCACUACGGGCUGGUGGUGAGCCGGAAGGCAAAGAUUCAGGCAGCGACGAUGUCUGACUUCCACAUCCACCCUCAGAACGCAGUGGUGGAGGAAGGUGGUGUAGCAAGAUUCCAGUGCCAGAUCCAUGGUUUGCCUGAGCCAAUCAUCCUAUGGCAUAAGAACAGCAUGCCAGUCAACACAGACAAUGAAAGGUACACACUACUUCCCAAGGGGGUUCUCCAGAUAACAGGACUAAGGGCAGAAGACAGUGGGAUAUUUCACUGCGUUGCUACCAACAUUGCUAAUGUGAAGUUCAGCCGGGAGGCUCGACUCACCGUAUCAGGCUCCCACUCCACGGUUUACAAGGACCCCAUGAUUCUCGUCGGUCCGGAGAACCUCACACUGACAGUGCACCAGACUGCUGUGCUGGAGUGCAUUGCCACAGGCAAUCCCCGGCCCAUCGUCUCCUGGAGCCGCCUAGAUGGGCGCCCAAUUGGUGUGGAGGGGAUUCAGGUGCUGGGGACAGGAAACCUCAUGAUCUCAGACCUCACUGUGCAGCAUUCUGGCAUCUACGUGUGUGCUGCGAACAAACCUGGCACGCGCGUGCGCAGGACCGCGCAGGGCAGCCUCGUGGUACAAGCCCCUGCAGAGUUUGUACAGCAUCCCCAGUCCAUUUCCAGGCCAGUGGGAACUACUGCCAUCUUCACGUGUGUGGCCCAAGGGGAACCCCCUCCCCAGAUCACUUGGCUGAGGAAUGGGCAGAUCCUGGAGACCAGUGACCACAUCAAGCUGAAGAAUAACAACAGCACUCUGUCCAUCUAUGGGAUCAACCAGGCGGAUGAAGCCAUCUACCAGUGCCUGGCUGAGAACAGUGCUGGCUCCACGCAGGCCAGCGCUCGCCUGACUGUCCUGUGGGCUGAUGGGCUGCCCAGUCCUCCACAGAGUGUGAAGGCUGAGACUGUCUCUGCAACCACCAUCCAGGUGUCCUGGGAAAAGCCUCUGCAGAACACCAAGGAGAUCAUCGGCUACGUGCUGCACAUUCGGAAAGCCGCAG
Messenger RNA from Acanthisitta chloris (rifleman), 1354 nucleotides. RefSeq names its product immunoglobulin superfamily, DCC subclass, member 3 (gene IGDCC3). The annotation marks the transcript as partial. Gene Ontology annotation, cellular component: axon; plasma membrane. The record is from RefSeq and is a predicted model, not a curated record. NCBI's taxonomy places the organism in Eukaryota, Metazoa, Chordata, Aves, Passeriformes, Acanthisittidae. Gene Ontology annotation, biological process: axon guidance; cell-cell adhesion. The transcript is spliced from 8 exons. Gene Ontology annotation, molecular function: protein binding.